AUGCGGAAUAAUCUUUUCGCUUAUUUUGGCAUUAGGCCUACCAAAUCUGGUAAGGUGCAUGCUUCAGAUAAUGGUAUACUUACGACUGUUGCAAACACAUUGCAAGGUGCCCAGAGAUUCCUCAACAGACAGAACGGGAGAUUCACUGUAGAAGGAGACGGUACAGGAAAUCCAUGGCUCUUCUAUGAUUCUACAUGGCAAGUAGAAACAGAAUUCAUGUACGACCCUACCGGAAAACCGGUUCCGGGCCCAAAAGACUCCACCAAGCAGGCCAACUUUCGCACCUUCGCUGGCUCAGUCGAUGCUAGCACAAUAGCUUGGUCAAAGACAUGCAAUUGGGCAAGAUAUGCAUGCUAUUCCUCUGAUCUGCACGACUACGUUAUAGAAACCAAGGCAAAUCGAUACCCUGGAAGCUCACCCCCGAGGUAUAGAGGAAAGACGCUAUCACACAGGGAACUUCGAUUUGGUCUUACGAAUACGAGCCUUUAUCGUGAUGUCGUUACGCUUUGCCCAGUUGCAUUCAGCGAAACUGUUGGCGCUUAUCUUGAUUAUGCUUCUCCAAGAUCGUUGACACUUUUCCAUGAAUUGAUCCUUUUGAAAUUUGGACGAGGAGCAGAUGAUACACCGGAUAGUGCCACCAAAUCAACUGAAUGUCUAGCGCAAACAGCUAAUAAGCAAAGUUCCCAAAGUCUAGUCAAUCCAGACUCUUAAGUGUUCUUUGCGUGGUCUUACUAUCUCACCAUGAAUGGUAAUCCGAGCUAUAAAUGGCAUAGCGAAUUUGCCCAGACAUAGAGAUAGUUUUGAAAGUAAUACAUAGAAGUACGAGACAGUGUAUUCAAAUUCGUGUAUAUAUGAGAAUUUUGCCGACUUGCAAUUGAGUAUUCCGCAUUGAUCAAUUAAUAUUGUGAUUCUGAAGGUGAAGGCCGUGUAAACUUCACUUGCUGA
Messenger RNA from Botrytis deweyae, 945 nucleotides. RefSeq lists its product as uncharacterized. The transcript has 4 exons. Bases 1 to 711 code for a protein of 236 amino acids. NCBI's taxonomy places the organism in Eukaryota, Fungi, Ascomycota, Leotiomycetes, Helotiales, Sclerotiniaceae. The record is from RefSeq and is a predicted model, not a curated record.